Messenger RNA from Trichomonas vaginalis G3, 2877 nucleotides. Its product is annotated as microtubule binding CLASP family. The coding region runs from base 1 to 2877 and encodes 958 amino acids. NCBI's taxonomy places the organism in Eukaryota, Parabasalia, Trichomonadida, Trichomonadidae. Gene Ontology annotation, molecular function: microtubule binding. Gene Ontology annotation, biological process: microtubule cytoskeleton organization. Gene Ontology annotation, cellular component: cytoplasmic microtubule. The transcript has a single exon. The record is from RefSeq and is a predicted model, not a curated record.
AUGAGUGGAAACAAGAAAUAUGCUUCAACUCCUAUAAUAUCUACUAAUGAACUAGCAAAACAGAUGCAAAUCGAAUUUCAGACACCAGAAGCAAACUUUGAUCCUAUUUCUCUAAAAAAUGACAAUCAAGCCAGGAAAGAAAUCGAAGAUUUAACAAAACUAAUUGCAGAAGGCAACGAAUGGGAUGUACAGGUGAAAGCUAUUUCACGUGCCAUGAGUUUAAUCAAUGGUGGCGCGUUAGAAUAUGAUUCAUUCGCAAGUAAAAUCCCAGAUCUGAGCAUUGGACUUAUUGCAGGCUCUUCAAACUUACGUAGUGCACUUGUUAAGAACUCGUGUUUAUUCAUUAGUCUACUUGCUCAUAAGUUAAAGAAAAAAAUUUCUACAAUGGGUGAAAUGAUAAUGCCUCUUAGCAAACAAACUACACAUGGUACACUUAUUAUCGCUGAAAGUUGCAAGCUUACAAUUUUGGAGAUUGUAAAAUAUUGUCCAAUCAAAAACGUUUUCUUAAGCAUUAUAGAGCUUUCAAAGUCAAAAGCAAUAGAAAAUAGACAGAUUUCAGCUGAAUCAUUUAUAUUAAUGCUUACAUAUUGGGGAAAAACAUUAAUUGAACAAAACAAUGAUGUUGUAAUGAAAACAUUACGUUUGCUUCUUGUUGACUCAUCACAAGAGGUAAGAAAUGCUACCCGUAUUGCUUCAAAGAUCUUUGCUUCCAAAUAUCCAAAAUAUUCUGAUUUAUUUUUGGCAACUCUUGAUUCUAAGACAAAAUCAGCUGUUCUUGCAGCUGAAGUUCCUCCAGAAACGCCUCCAAUCAAGCAAGAUCAGGGAGAUUUAGCUGAUAAGAAAUUUGAACCGGCAUCUCCAAUUGAACCGAAAGUUUCUGGCCAUUUAUUACUUUCACCUCAUUCUCCAAAGAGCUAUGUUGAAGAAGUUAAUCAGAUUUCAGAAAAGCAAAAAGAAAAUGAAGAAAAUCCUUCUCCACCAAAGAUGAAUUUUGUUCAAGAUCUCAUAUUGGAUGACACUAUUACUCCACCAGAAAAAUAUACAGUCCAACCAAUCACAACUCCCAAGAAGCCAACAAAAUUACCUGCUAAAAAGAAAACUCCACAGCAAAAAGUUCAAGCUGAACCAGAAGACGCAAACAAGCCAUCAAUGAUACCUGUUUAUGAUAAGAAGUCUGAUAGAUCGAAAUCUCCUGCUUUACUUGCGAAUACAAGAACAAUUAAACCUAAAAUGUCAUCAAAACAUCGCUCAAGCUCGGUAAGACCAUCAUACAAAUCAGAUCAGAUCAAAGAUCUCAGAAGAAACCUCAAUGAAGAAUUAAAUAAUGAAGAUUUCCAAAAUGUCAACAACAAUGAGCAAAAAGUACAAGGAAAGGAGCCAAAAGCAAACAACAAGAAAGCAAAGGCAAAUAAUACUGCAAGAUCUGUUAAAGAUCCGAGAAGAAAUUCCAAAUCUAAACAAAAAUCGCUAACAACUGAAGAAACAAACACUCAAAAAGAUGGAAAGAUCAUUAAUGAUAUUGUUGAGAAGGUAGAAUCCCCACAAAAGAGGAAAUCCGAAGAAUCAAUGGCACCACCACGUUUAAUUGACCAAGGAAAUAGGAGAAGAAGCUCAAAUCCAAAUAAGAAAGUUGUUAAGAGAAGAAGCACAAUUGUUUUAGAAGAUGGAAAUGAAAGAACAUUCGUUGAUAGAAUCAAUGAAGUCAUUGAAAUGAAUAAUUACGAAGAAAUUACAGGACAAAUCAAAACAAUCGUUCCUGGAUUAGUUAUCACAAUGAACAGCAAAUCAAGCUAUGCUUCAAACAAGUCAUUGUCUUUGAUUUCUUUGUUGAUUCCUCAAUACAAAGAUGAAUUUCAACUUUCUUUGCAGGCAAUUUUUGACGCUUUAUUUGGCGGUUUGUUAAGUGAUGUCAUUGCAAAAGAUAACAGAGAUUUGAUGGAUAAUUUACUUGCUGUUAUCAAAGAAAACUAUUCUCCAAAUGAUAUCAUUGUUUGCUGCAGUUCACAGGCAUCAUCACAAAGAUUAGUUAAAUACAUCGAAUCUUUCAUUAAUUUGGUAGUUUUUAAUGAUGAAAACAAAGAUAUUGCGAAGAAAAUUGCUCAAAUAAGUGUUUCACAAUAUGAAACAUUACAAGGUGAAUCAAGAAAGAUAUUGGAUAUCAUUGCCAAAAAUUCAAGACAAAGUUUGGUUGAAAUAAUGAAAACAUCUGAUCAAAAACAAAAAGAAAUCAUCAAAGUUAUCAUUGAUUAUGUUGACAAUCAUUAUGGAGAAUGUCCUCAAGUCGACAAUGAUCAAAAUGUUGAUGAAAUGUGCAAGAAAGUCUUGAAUUUCGCAAAAUUGGCAACAGAAUUCGAUUACAACAAUGCAAUUGAUAAUUUAUAUCAAAGUUUGUCAGAUGUUGUUUUGCAAAAAGAAAAAGAAGCUGCUGAAAAGAUAUUCCAAUGCAUGAUUAACAUUGUUGAGAUGAAAGGUGUUGAUCAUUUCGAAUAUUUCGCAAGAAGCUGCCUUAAACACUCUGAAAGAUCAAAAAUAGUAAAUGUUUUGAAGCUUUUGGAUAUAAUUGAGUGCAAAGCAGGAGGUUCUAAAACAAUUACAUUCUUGAUUUCAUCAGUUAAAGAUGAUAAUGAAAAUAGUCCUCUUUAUAUUGAUGAGUUACAAAGAUGCAUCAAAAUGAAUACAGAAAUGAUGAGAUUACAUGCACAAACAAUGACAGAAAUGCUCUGCAAAGAGAUAGAUAACGAAAAUAUUUAUCUGAGAAAGAGCAUUGUUUUCUGCAUUGCUUUGAUUGUUAAAACUUAUGGAGAGAACGCUGAUAAGAUCGUCAGAACUCUUGAAUUACCAAAGCAAAGACUUAUCUCUAUUUAUAUCAACAAAUAA